Molecule: messenger RNA, 2404 nt
Organism: Trichobilharzia szidati
Lineage: Eukaryota; Metazoa; Platyhelminthes; Trematoda; Strigeidida; Schistosomatidae
Source: the annotation of a GenBank genome assembly
AUGUUUCACAUAUAAAAAACCCUUUGCAAACAAUAGUUAGAACAUGUUCGUCCACUCUUGUUUAAAACAACCACUUAUUGUUCGAAGUUUGGUUUUUGCUGGUCUACACUGCAUAUCCAGGAUAGCUGAACAGUAAUGGAGUCAGCAGUCGCUAAGAAAGUGUGCUAUUACUACGAUGGGGACAUAGGAAAUUAUUAUUAUGGUCAGGGGCAUCCAAUGAAGCCACAUCGCAUAAGGAUGACACACAAUCUUCUUUUGAACUAUGGUCUUUAUAGAAAGAUGGAAGUUUAUCGACCUUCCAAAGCUUAUAGUGAAGAUAUGACAAGAUUUCAUAGUGACGAAUAUGUUAAGUUCCUGAGAAAUAUUAGACCGGAUAAUAUGCACGAAUUCAACAAACAAAUGCAACGCUUUAAUGUUGGAGAAGAUUGUCCAGUUUUUGAUGGACUCUUCGAGUUUUGUCAGUUGUCUGCAGGUGGUUCAAUUGCUGGGGCCAUCAAACUAAAUAAACAACAAACUGACAUAGCUAUUAAUUGGGGUGGCGGUCUUCAUCAUGCAAAGAAGUCUGAGGCUUCUGGAUUUUGCUAUAUAAACGAUAUCGUGAUCGGUAUAUUAGAACUCUUAAAAUAUCAUCAAAGAGUCCUUUACGUGGAUAUCGAUAUUCAUCAUGGAGACGGUGUUGAGGAAGCUUUCUAUACAACUGACAGAGUAAUGACUGUUAGUUUUCACAAAUAUGGAGAAUAUUUCCCUGGUACUGGUGAUCUGAAGGAUAUUGGUGCUGGUCGUGGUAAAUAUUAUGCCGUCAAUUGUCCUUUGAGAGAUGGUAUGGAUGAUGACUGUUAUGAGCGGAUCUUUAAACCGGUCAUCACAAAAGUUAUGGAAACUUUUAGACCUGGAGCUGUUGUCUUACAGUGUGGUGCUGACUCACUGAGUGGUGAUCGACUUGGAUGCUUUAAUUUAAGCUUGAGAGGUCAUGGGAAGUGCGUUGAGUUCAUCCGUUCAUUCCCUAUACCACUUCUACUUGUUGGAGGUGGUGGUUAUACCAUUCGAAACGUUGCCAGAUGUUGGACGUUUGAGACGUCUAUCGCUUUAGCAACUGAAUUACCCAAUGAUUUACCUUACAAUGAUUAUUAUGAGUAUUUUGGACCUGAUUUCAAGCUUCAUAUUAGUCCCAGCAAUAUGGCUAAUCAAAAUACAAAUGAAUACCUAGAGCAUAUAAAGGCGAAAUUAUUUGAAAACUUGCGAAUGAUACCACACUCGCCUAGUGUACAAAUGCAAGAUAUUCCGGAUGAUAUUGUGAAUUUGGAGGAGAAUGAAGCUGUUGCCAGAGAUCUAGCUGAUCCAGACAAGAGAAUUUCAAUUAUGGCUGCUGAUAAAGCUGUUAUGCCCAACAAUGAAUUUUUCGAUGACCCAGAGGAGGGUUCAGGAUUAGGAGGUGCUACUCUACGGUCUGGUAAAUCUGCUGCUCGUGAUAUUCAAAACCACCGAGAUCAACCUAAGCGGGCGCGUACAGACGAAGAUGCAAACUCAGCCAGCAGUAAAACAAGCAAUAAGGAGGGAAGUGGGUCAAAGAAACCAGAUGCUAGUGGUGACAAGCGUUCCGAUUCAAAACAUGAUUUUGUGGAUAAGAUGGAAGUUGAUGUAUCCAAAAAGUCAAAUGGUUUAGUAGAACCAGAACGAGCCGCUAACUAACUAAAAUUACUCUUCCAUAUUUUCACAUAUAUAUAUAUAAACUUUUGUAAAUGUAUGUUUUGUGUUUGUUAUUUCCUAAUGCAAAUAUCCCUUUAAUGCAUAUUUUCAUUUUUGCUAAUAUUUGUUCCUCGUUGUUUGGCAUGAUUCUUAGCUCUUCAAACUUUUAAGCCCUUUUUUCUAUUCAUGUCAUUGUGCUGUCAUCAUUAAAUUUUUCGCAUUUAUUCAAACUGAGUACUAUCAAAACUGUACAGUUCCAGGAAAUAUAUGCCAUUUAUUAGGUCAAUUUUUUUCAUUGCAUUAUUCAUCCAAACCGAUUUAGGGCAUAAAAAAAACUUUCUUACAAUGUCAAUGUGCUCUUCAUAUUCCAUCUCACCUUGUAUUUAACUCUUAAGGAAAUUGAAAUUACAAGUUUAAAAUCUGAAUGGGUAUAUUCCUCUUACAAACUGGCAUAUUUCUGCAACUUAUUGUUAAAUCCCAUACAUUCUUCGGACAGAAAUUUAGGAACAUUAUCCAGAGCAACUGUUGUUAUAUGUUUAGUUUCACAUCUGUAACGUACGUGUUUACGUUAAAAUUUUCCAUUAGGUGUUAACUUCGUGGUGUUCAAAAAAUAAGUUUUGCAUAUUUCUCACGAUGUGUUUGUGUUUUUGUAACAGUUCUUGACAUAAGUAGUAGAGGUAAGCACUUUGUUAUGUUGUUAUUAUUAUUAUUAUUACUA